AAAAAUUUUAGAGUGAUAUUUGCACUAUUUAACGUGAGCAUACCACGAACAUGUUAUUUAUGUUGGCAGUGCGUAACAGAUAGAAUUCAAAGAAAGAGUUGAAAAUGGCGAGUAGCUGUGUUUCUUCUUCGCCUCACUUUCUUUCAAUUCCAACUCGUGUAAGAGAUAACAGAAGAAUAUCCACUUUGGUGGCAAUGCUAUUCCCUUCUUCUUCUUCUUCAUUUCCAUUUCUGCUUCUUCCUCCAGCACUCCUCAAAUGCUUCUGUGCUUCCACUUCCACUCAGUCCCUUCCAACCCCUUCUGAAAAGUGGGAACCUUUCCUCAAGAAAAAGGUUGUAAUGAGAGUUGGAUAUGUUGGGACCGAUUUUAGAGGUCUGCAGAUGCAACGAGAUGAACACAGAUUAUCCACUGUUGAGAAAGAACUGGAAACUGCAAUCUUUACGGCCGGUGGCAUGCGUGAUAGUAAUUUUGGGGACUUGAACAAAGUGAAAUGGGGCCGGAGUAGCAGAACUGAUAAAGGAGUGCACUCUCUGGCAACAAUGAUAGCCUUUAAGAUGGAAAUCCCUGAGAAUGCAUGGAAAGGUGAUGACUAUGGCAUUGUGCUUGCAAACCGCAUUAACUCUUAUCUUCCUAAUACUAUCAGAGUUUUUAGCAUACUGCCUUCAACGAAGAGAUUUGAUCCUAGAAGGGAGUGCAACUUGCGGAAAUAUUCUUAUCUCCUCCCUGCUGGUAUAAUAGGAAUCCAGAGUCAUUUUAGCCAGGACGAAAUUGAUUUUCAUAUUUCAGAGUUCAACAGUAUACUUAAUGUUUUUGAGGGAGAGCAUCCUUUCCAUAAUUAUACUGUUCGGUCUAAGUACAGGAAAAAAUACCAAGUAAGGCAAUCAUCUGGAAAUGAUGUCAUGUCAGAUAGAAUAGGAUCAUCUAGUUUGACAUCAGCUUGUGAAUCAGAGAGUGAGGAAGGUGAUGAUGAUGAUUUUGUGAGUGGCAGACCAACCACAUUUAGUGACAAGGAAGAGAGCCACAAGCCUCCAGAGUCUAGUGAAUCCAAUGGCUUGAGUAGUCAAAACUCUAGUGUAGUAGUUCGUGCAAAAUGGCUAUAUGAACCAGAUGAGACAGAUAGAUUAAAUGCUUCCCAUUUCAGAAAGGUUUUUCGUUGUUCAUGUGGGAAGUUGGAAACAUCACUUGGAUAUGAUUAUAUUGAGGUCCAUAUAUGGGGGGACUCCUUCAUGUUGCAUCAAAUUCGCAAAAUGGUUGGGACUGCUGUAGCUGUAAAGCGCAACUUAAUCCCAAGAGAUGCCAUUUUGUUGUCACUCUCCAAGUUUUCGCGGAUUGUCCUCCCCCUUGCCCCCCCAGAAGUUCUGAUUUUGAGGGGAAAUGCUUUCAAAACGAGAGCAAGUGCUGGAAACUUUACACGGCAAGAAAUGGUGUCCAUGGUUGAAUCAGAACAAAUUCUCGAAGCAGUUGACGAGUUCUACACAUCUGUUGUGUUGCCUGAAGUAUCAAAGUUCCUAGACUCAUCAAACUCUCCUUGGGAAAAAUGGGUUGAGAAUUUGGAUAAGUACUCAAGCAUUCCAGAUGCUGAGUUGGAUGAAGUCAGAAAGGCUUGGAAGACAUGGAAGGAAAAUUUCAGGUUAAAGUCAGCAUCAAAGGCAUAGUGCAUACAUGUAUUCAGUUAUGGAAUACUUGUGGGCAAACUUCACAUCCUUUUCUUGUUCUGGUUGCUUGAUAAUAUAUUCAUAUCAUUGAAGGGUGUCCUUAUCAUUUGCUAAGGGUGUAGGGAAUGAAAAUCAUGCAACAUUUUAGUCAAGUCAAUUGAACACAGCUACAUGUAAAGCUGUGUAUAUAAUGAAGUUUUGUUUUCAAUUGCUAAAUGCUAACUAAUUUCCUUUAAAUAACAAUGGGAUGUAAAGAAAGGCUAUGUGCAUGGUUUGCAAGCCAAUGCGCCACUCCAUUUCCCUCUAGAAUGGUAUGGGUGAUUCUAAA
Glycine soja is the source of this 1983-nucleotide messenger RNA. Its product is annotated as putative tRNA pseudouridine synthase. Gene Ontology annotation, cellular component: nucleus. Gene Ontology annotation, molecular function: RNA binding; pseudouridine synthase activity. The transcript has 7 exons. NCBI's taxonomy places the organism in Eukaryota, Viridiplantae, Streptophyta, Magnoliopsida, Fabales, Fabaceae. Gene Ontology annotation, biological process: mRNA pseudouridine synthesis; tRNA pseudouridine synthesis. The record is from RefSeq and is a predicted model, not a curated record. Bases 105 to 1655 code for a protein of 516 amino acids.